CUCCAUCCCAGCUCUGCUGUCCUUCCUUCCCUGCCCAAGCCUUCACCUUGCUCUGCAGCCCAGGACAGUGACUGUUCCCGGACGGAGAGCGGAGGAGCAGCAGGGUGGAUGAGAGAAGGAAAAUGCAGACAGAGAAGCACCUCACAGGAACACUGGUCCUCUCUGUCUUCACUGCGGUUUUGGGCUUCUUCCAGUAUGGCUACAGCCUGGGGGUCAUUAAUGCCCCCCAGAAGGUGAUAGAAGCGCACUACGGGCGCGUGCUGGGCAUUGUGUCCCCAGACAGAUACUCCACCAAUGCCUCCGGGGAGGAUGGCACGUUCCUCCAGGCUGGCACAGAGGGCACACUCCCACCCCCGACUGACGGCAGUGAGGAGCUCGCUGCCUCCCCACACAUCCUCACCAUGUACUGGUCCCUGUCCGUGUCGGUGUUUGCUGUUGGAGGCAUGGUCUCCUCCUUCACCGUGGGCUGGAUCGGCGACCGGCUCGGGAGAGUGAAAGCCAUGCUGGUGGUGAACGUCCUCUCCAUUGCUGGGAACCUCCUCAUGGGGCUGGCGAAAUUUGGGCCAUCCCACAUCCUCAUCAUCUCCGGGAGAGCGGUCACGGGGCUGUACUGCGGGCUCUCCUCGGGACUCGUGCCCAUGUAUGUCAGCGAGGUCUCUCCCACGGCCCUGCGAGGAGCGCUGGGGACGCUGCACCAGCUUGCAAUUGUCACAGGCAUCCUCUUCAGCCAGAUCCUUGGACUAGACUUUCUUCUGGGCAAUGACGAGAUGUGGCCCCUGCUGCUUGGCCUGUCUGGCGUGGCUGCCCUGCUGCAGUUCUUCCUGCUUUUACUGUGCCCUGAGAGCCCUCGAUAUCUUUACAUCAAACUGGGGAAGGUGGAGGAAGCUAAAAAAAAUUUGAAAAGGCUCAGAGGAAACUGUGAUCCAAUGAAAGAGAUUGAAGAGAUGGAAAAGGAAAAGCAAGAAGCUGCUAGUGAAAAGAAAGUCUCCAUAAGACAGCUUUUCACCUCUUCCAAGUACAGGCAGGCUGUCAUUGUGGCACUGAUGGUGCAAAUAUCCCAGCAGUUCUCAGGAAUCAAUGCGAUCUUUUACUACUCCACAAACAUUUUCGAGAGAGCUGGGGUUGACCAACCAGUUUAUGCAACCAUCGGUGUUGGAGUGGUGAACACGGUCUUCACUGUUAUCUCUGUCUUUCUGGUGGAGAAGGCGGGCAGGCGGUCCCUGUUCCUGGCAGGUUUGAUGGGCAUGUUAGUCAGCGCUGUGGCCAUGACAGUUGGGCUUGUGCUCCUGAGCCAGUUUGCCUGGAUGAGCUACGUCAGCAUGGUCGCAAUCUUCCUCUUCGUCAUCUUCUUCGAGGUGGGGCCCGGGCCCAUCCCCUGGUUCAUCGUGGCCGAGCUGUUCAGCCAGGGCCCGCGCCCUGCCGCCAUCGCCGUCGCCGGCUUCUGCAACUGGGCCUGCAACUUCAUCGUGGGCAUGUGUUUCCAGUACAUAGCAGAUCUGUGUGGACCAUACGUGUUUGCAAUCUUCGCGGGUCUGCUCCUCAUCUUCCUGCUGUUUGCGCACUUCAAAGUGCCGGAGACGAAAGGAAAGUCCUUUGAGGAGAUUGCAGCUGUGUUCCGCCGCAAGAAGCUCUCGGCCAAAGCCAUGACUGAGCUGCAGGACCUGCGACGCAGCGAGGAGGCAUAGACAUCCCAUGCACCCAGAAAGGAGGGACUGGGCAUGCACGACUGGGCAUGCACCUCCUUCAGGCACCAUGGGAAGAAUGCUGGGCAAAAGUCUCGUUUCACAAAAACCUUGCAGCUGGCAGACCAGGCGAACCCAUCCAUCGGAUUCCUUCUGGCUGCUGCAGUUCACACCUCCCAGCCACAGGUGCUAACCUGGCAUUUUACUCUGAGACACUUGGGACAACUGGGCUGCAGGUAGAGCUAGGGAAAGGACAGGAGGAGUACAGUACAUGUCCAUCUCAAUGCCCUUCUGGAAGAGCCCAGUGGGACAGUGAUCUUGCCAGACAGCAUUGAGCAGGGCCAUCUCGUAGCUGAAAUGAAGGAAAGAGGGGCUGGCUGAUGCUGCAGCCUCAUGUUUUCACUUUUUUAUCCCCAUCUCUCUGCUUCAUUCUGCUGAGUGACCUGAGCCACCAGCACACAGCACUGCUCACCGAGGUGCUAAGGAAACAGGUGGAGCAAACACCCCCUUACUCUUGCUUCUGCAGAGGAAGAUGGUGGAUCCCACCUGAGCUGGUUGGGAUGUACUUCCCUUGCUUUGCUAUCUCUGCAUUAUGGAAAUGCUGUCUGAUCUCAUAUGGAUUUCUCAGUUGCAAUAUUUUUUUGGAGAAUCUUAGAAACUGUGGCUGGGCUGAUGGGUAUUUUUCCUACAUUUCGGCCAGAAUAUUUAGCUCUCUCUUUCCUCCCAGGAAGCCUCUCCUCUCCUCUCCUCCUUCUCACUGCUGCAGCACAAGGCAUAGCACAACACUGACCACACAAAAAACCUGGGCACUCUUGGCCUCCAUGUGAGGAGAUUCGAGUCCUGCUGUCACCCCUUCCAUGGUGUGACCAUUGCCAGGGCACCUCCUUCCCUUCCUUUCAUACAGUGCUCCAGACCCACAGGCUCCAGGUCCAGCCAAAGGCUCAGGGUGCUCAUAGAGCAACAAUUACUGAUGACCCAAAGAAGAUAUUGGAAGGUUAACUGGAAAGUGCCACUUACCUAACCUCCAUUUUGCAUCACUUAGCAUUUUGCUGGCUGGAUGUGCUUCAGCCAAGAUAGUGUGCAAGCAGGAGGUCAUGCUGUUUCCAUAGCCUUGUUUGUGCUCCUUUUGCUUUUUUAUGAGACAUUUUUAUGUGGCAGAAUCAAACUCCAAGGAUUUUUCUUCCUUUUUUGGGGGCGUAUUUUGUAACCAUUGUAAAAGCCUGCUCUCUGCUUGACUUUUAAGACUUGCAUGUUCCUUGUUGUGUUACCAGGUUACUUUUUAGCAAUUUUUUCAGGGUAGAAACCCAUUAUUUAUUUAGAGAUGAAACACCAGCAUUGCUUGGUCACUGUGUGCUCACCAGGGCUGCUGGUGAAGCAGUGGCCAAAAUGUAACAGAUAAUUGAGCAUAAUGAAAAGCGCAAAAUAGAUGGGCUGAGGAGGAUCAUGCUGCUGCUAUGGGUUUGGUUUUACGAGAGGUUCACGCUCCUUUCCAUGUGCCUGAACUUUUUUUCCUUUGUAGACUUUACUGUCUUGGUAUCAAGACCCUACAGCACACUCUGGUCACUUCCAAGUGAUGACAAGUGCAGCCACAAGGUCCACUGGCAGAAAUGCCUGUCCCUGGUGUGUGCACUGAAGCAGUAAGAUUGCACCAAAGGCUUUGCUGGAGUGACUGCAGGGAUUUAACUAGAGGAGAACUGGGUCAGUGCUGUCAUGUGCUGCAGUGGUGGGUGACCCAGGUCUGACACAGGGCAUGCAGGGCUGUUGGAACCAGAGCCAGGGGCACAGGCCUGUGUGGAGCUGUCCAUCUGUGUCCAUCUCCCCAGGCGAGACCAACAGCCACGGCAGGCUCAGAAGCUCUCCACUGGCUCUGUUUACUGUAACUUAAAUAUAAUGGAUUAUCUGAAUGUACAUUGUUAUCUAGGUCUGUUAGAUAAAAGAUGAACAACAUCUAUGUC
This is a messenger RNA of Passer montanus (Eurasian tree sparrow), 3637 nucleotides long. It is a transcript of the gene SLC2A2, whose product is annotated as solute carrier family 2 member 2. The coding region runs from base 123 to 1685 and encodes 520 amino acids. The transcript has 11 exons. The record is from RefSeq and is a predicted model, not a curated record. Gene Ontology annotation, cellular component: membrane; brush border. Gene Ontology annotation, biological process: D-glucose transmembrane transport. NCBI's taxonomy places the organism in Eukaryota, Metazoa, Chordata, Aves, Passeriformes, Passeridae.